AUGACAGAGACCAUCGAAUCCUAUAUGGAAAGUAAUAGUGGAAUAUCUUUUACAGCAAAAAGCAUAGUGAAUUUGGCUCCAUUUUUGGAGCCAUUUCAGUCAAUACAUAGCCAAAUAAAACGAUUACGUGUACGAUCAUUGCCUACAGACCAGACCUCAAGAAAUUUUUUGAGCAUGAGGCCUCUAAAAUUACACUUGAUAGAUUUGGAAAUACUUCAUCUUCUUCUAUAUGCAAUCCAUCAUAACUCGUUUGUUCUUCAAACACAUCCAUUGUCUUCAUCGCUCAAAUCCAUCUCAACUUCCACAAAUCAACACUCUUUUACAUUUAAUUACCUCGUCAAUUCUUGUGGGUUAAGUCCAGAGAAAGCUAUUUCUGCUUCCAAAACAGUCAAUUUGAAAACCCCAGACAAACCAGAUUCAGUUAUCAACUUCUUCAAGAACCAUGGAUUCAGUAUCACCCAGAUCUCAGAGCUCAUAAGGAAACGCCCAAUUGUUCUCAUAUUUGAUCCCAAUAAAACCCUUUUACCCAAAUUCGACUUCUUUUACUCUACUGGCAUUUCCAGCACUGACCUUGUCAAGACAUUAUCCACUAACCCAACGAUAUUGACUCAUAGCUUGAACAACCAAAUCAUCCCCUCUUUCAAUUUGCUGAAGAAUUUCUUUCAUUCAGAUGAUAAAUUAAUCGCCGCCUUCAAACGAUAUCCGGAGGUUUUAUGUCACAAUGCUAUUAUAUUUCCCAACAUUGAAAUUUUGAGACAACUUGGGGUGCCAGAUUCCAUCAUUAUGGCCUUACUUACUACUCAACCUAGGUCACUCAUUAUAAAGGCUGAUAGAUUGAAGGAGGUAGUGGAGGAUGUUAAGAAAAUGGGUUUCAACCCUUCAAAAUCCCAAUUUGUUAUGGCGGUUCGGGCAUUGACCCAAAUGAACAAAUCAACAUGGAAAAGGAAGAUGGAGGUUUAUGAGAAGUGGGGUUGGUCUCAGGAAGAAACAAUCUUGGCUUUUUCAAAACAUCCGUUUUGUAUGACUGCAUCCGAGGAGAAGAUAAUGGCGGUGCUGAAUUUUUGUGUGAACACAAUGGGUUGGCAGUCUUCCGUAAUUGCCCAUCGUCCAAAAUUAAUGACACUGAGCUUGAGUAAGAGGAUAAUUCCCAGGUGUUCAGUACUUCAAGUUUUGUUAUCCAAAGGUUUGAUUAAGAAACCCAUUAGCUUACAGGUAUUGUUGGAGUCCACAGAGAGAGUGUUCCUCCACAAGUUUGUGACCUGUUACGAGGAAGCUCCUCGGUUGUUGAAACUAUAUCAAGAAAAAUUGGAGCUUUCCAAAUUACAUGAAGGUUAG
Molecule: messenger RNA, 1335 nt
Organism: Cornus florida
Lineage: Eukaryota; Viridiplantae; Streptophyta; Magnoliopsida; Cornales; Cornaceae
Exons: 2
Coding region: 1-1335 (444 amino acids)
Biological process (GO): regulation of DNA-templated transcription; chloroplast organization
Cellular component (GO): chloroplast
Molecular function (GO): double-stranded DNA binding
Source: RefSeq, a predicted model, not a curated record